UGAAAAUCUAGAAGUUCACAUGUUGGACGGUAAUAUUUUAGAUGCCAAGGUGCAAACGGCAUAUAUUUUAAACAUAACUGUAGAAAGAUAUGAAGACUUAAUACCAAAUAUCAGAAAUAAAAGAGGAAUAUUAAACCCUUUAGGAACUGUAUUGAAGGUUAUUACAGGUAAUUUGGAUAACGAAGAUGCUAUUCGUUAUGAUACACUUAUAAAAAGUAUUCAGUCGAAACAAAAUGCUAUUAAUAAAAGAAUAACAGUGGUUUCCGAAAUAGUGGAUACACUUGUUGACUUAACUAAUUCUACGAGAAAUAAUUUUAUCGUACUGGGAAAAACCAUAGAUGAAAUGGAGUUACUUUUAAAUAGAACCCAUUUUCAAAGAAUUAAGGAAUUAGUUAUAAAUACGUAUAAUUUAUUAACCCAUAAUUUUCAAAUAUUAUUAUCUAGACUAGAAGAGGUCGAAACAAUAAUAGCAUUUAGUAGACUAAACGUUUUACAUCAAUUUUUAUUUAAUUAUAAUGAAUUGUUUAAUAUUUUAAAGGAUAUCGAAAAGGUCGAUAAUCUUAUUUUACCUGUAACCUAUAGAAAUCUUAUUAAUAUAGAAAAACAUAUUAAUAUUAAAGCAUUUGUGAAAAACAAACAAAUAACGUUUAUCCUAUCAGUUCCUACGAUACAAUUGGAAAUGUACAGUUAUUAUCAGUUACAUCCUUUCCCAAUGUUUAACCCAAACAUAAAUGAAACCCUACUAAUAAACCCUAAAUAUUCCUUUAUCCUCGUGAAAGAGUUGAAAAUUUUAGCGCUCAUGAAGCCAUGUAAAGAAAUCAUAGAGGAUAAAUUUAUGUGUCAAGAGAAUGAUAUAUCCCCAACAAAUGAGGAUAAUUGUAUAAUGGAUUUAAUGAAGUUUGCAGCCGACAUAACUUCGUGUUCACCUAUAAAAGUAACAGCGAAGAAUAUUAAAUUAAAAUCCAUAACAAAUAAUAAAUGGAUAGUUUAUACUGCAAACCAUAUUUUUAUGAAAGAAUACUGUGAAAAUGAUAUGAACCAAUAUGAUUUAUUUGGCACAUAUACACUUAUUUUAAAUGAAGAUUGCAGAAUACAGUUGGGAAACAUAACAUUGAGGAAACGUCACUACCAGGGACAGCCAGCUGAAAUUAAAAGGAUGCCUGUGGUGAAUCUACCAGAGAUAACAGCGCACCCUAAGUUCCAGAAGACACCCAUCAAUUUGGAUGAUGUUGAUAUCGAAAAUCUACAGCUGAUGUCGAAAAUAUUAAAGGACAAUAAAGUGGAUAGUGAUGAAGAACAGUUAAUUGUGAACACUAAAAGUGUUAGCAUAGGCACUAUUAUAAUAUAUGUAAUUUUAUUGUGUAUACUGGUAAUACUUGUAAUUAGAUAUAAAAAUAAAAUUGUAUCAAACAUUAGAAAACGAUGUAAUCAAAAUCAUCAUCUUCGAACCUCAGAUGACGAUUUUGAACUAAAGGAGGGAAGAGUUAAGUGCCCUACUACCCUUUAUCCUACUGUUGUGACUACUUUAAACAAUGGAUCGUAAGGUGUAGUAUGACACAUUUACUGCGAAUCAGUUAAUGGUUCUUUGUAUUGGUCACGCCACCAAUAUCCCCACCUCCACAUAUUGUAAACAAUAUUCAAGUAUAAAUACGAGGCUCUGCGAAGCCUCGGGGAAUUCAUUCUUGUAACGUUCAUCUGUCAACAUGUAACACCGCUCAGUUAAUUAUAAAAAA
Manduca sexta (tobacco hornworm) is the source of this 1733-nucleotide messenger RNA. RefSeq lists its product as uncharacterized. The transcript has a single exon. The record is from RefSeq and is a predicted model, not a curated record. NCBI's taxonomy places the organism in Eukaryota, Metazoa, Arthropoda, Insecta, Lepidoptera, Sphingidae. Bases 20 to 1543 code for a protein of 507 amino acids.